Messenger RNA from Limulus polyphemus (Atlantic horseshoe crab), 3188 nucleotides. RefSeq names its product nose resistant to fluoxetine protein 6-like. The record is from RefSeq and is a predicted model, not a curated record. Gene Ontology annotation, molecular function: acyltransferase activity, transferring groups other than amino-acyl groups. Lineage: Eukaryota; Metazoa; Arthropoda; Merostomata; Xiphosura; Limulidae. The coding region runs from base 119 to 1162 and encodes 347 amino acids. The transcript is spliced from 8 exons.
UAUUUUUAGUGGAGUAACUCUGACUUACACGACGCUAAGAAAACUGAAAAGAACUAAUGGUCGCUUGGGUCUUGUGAGAUAUGUAGUACAUCGUUACUGGAGGCUAACUCCCCCAUUGAUGUUAGUCAUAUCAUUUAUAUUCCUGCUUCCACUGAUAUCUUCUGGACCUUUUUGGAGUAAGUUUGUAGAACCGCAAAUACAAAACUGUAGAGACACCUGGUGGGCAAACAUGUUUUAUUUUAGUAACUUCGUCGGAGGAGAAAAAAUGUGUAUUACACCGUACUGGUAUCUGGCAGCUGAUAUGCAGCUCUACCUGAUAUCACCAAUCGCUCUUAUUGCUUUCUACAGGUGGCCUCGGAUUGGAAUGUGUCUUACCAUAUUUGGUGUACUAGCAUCUUGUGUUAGUAUUGGAGCAAUCACAUUUUGGAUGGACUUUACGCCAUCGAUAGUGUUUUUCGACGUUGGGAGAGUGAGAGACAUGAAUGACUACAUUCACUAUAUGCCUUACAUCCAUUUGGGUCCAUACUGUAUUGGAUUGGCCAUGGGCUAUCUGGUGCUGAAAUAUAAAGCUGUCAAGAUGAAACCCGUUACUGUGAUUGUGGGAUGGAUGGUUACUACGAUCUCAUGUGCAGCAGUGGUAUUUGGAGCUUAUGAUUGGAUAAACGAUGUCACACCAAAUGUAGUUAUUGGAAUCCUUUACGCAUCGGUUCACAGAACCGUAUUCGCCUUAGGCUUAGCUUGGAUAACCUUUGCCUCUGUGAACGGGUAUGGAGGUCCUGUGAAUGCCUUAUUAUCGUGGAAACCAUUUAUAGUCCUUGGCCGACUGACCUAUAUGACGUAUUUACUGCAUUUGUUGGUAAUAUUCGUCAUUGCAGGUUCGUGGAAGGAAAGGCAACUUUUCAGUCAAUUUGAACAGGCCUGCAAGUUCCUGGUCUACCUCGUGAUAUCAAUGGGACUCGCAUUUAUUUCCCAUCUUGUUUUGGAAAUUCCCUUUACCAAGCUGGAACGUUUCAUUCUUCCACAGCCGAAACCUCCGAAACCCGUUUCGAACGGUUGCUUGGAAAAACAGGUUGGCGAAAUGAACGGGCAUGCUUUAAAACCAACCACUGAAAAUCAAUCUUCGAGCGUUUCUGGGGAUAUUGAAAUUGUCUCAAAGUUAUAAAGAUUCAGAUAACUUUCUCGAGAUUUAUGUAAAUAUAUCAAAACUUGCUGUCAAAACAGCCGUUUAGCAUCACAAAAUAAAAUAUUGCCACAUUCACUUUUAUAUAGUUGAGAAGUUCCCUACCAAUAGCGUGUCAGUCAAUCAGUUAGGAUAAAUGAUCCUACCAAUAGCGUGUCAGUCAAUCAGUUAGGAUAGAUGAUCCUACCAAUAGCAAGUAUGUCAAUCAGUUAGGAAAGAUGAACUUACCAAUAGCAUGUCAGUCUUCUGUGUUAUGUGUUCACGAAAAUAGCAUGUUCUAUCACAAAUAAUGAAAAGAAAGUGGGUCGUAGUUAUUUCAUAGUGAAAUAUAGAUAUGUCUGCUCAAUAUCUACCGUUUUGUAAGAGUUCUUUUCAGUUUUAUAUAUAAAAAUGUAUACACUUUCAUACAAACACUUUGAAUGGGAGCUGUAAAAGUUUUGGGUGUUUUUUUGGAUAAAAAACUCUGUAAUGCCUACUCUCUUUUAACCUUACCAUUAGUUUCAGGCAUGCUUCAAAGCGAAUUCUUAGUACUAAAGUGAUUGCUUUGAAGUAGGAUCAACUGGACAGAAAUUAAGAUAAUACCAAAGUGAAUGGAAAAGUCAAAACUUGCAGUUAACUAAUCUGGGACCCUUCUUGCUAUACCAAUGUAUGGCACAUAAGUAUUUCAAAUAAGUAAACAUUUAGUCUAACGUGACUGAUCAAGUAUAUAGUCAACAAGAAGUAAAGAAAUAAAACGGAUGUAUUAGGAAAAGAUUCAUUUUAAUAUGUGCAAGUAUUUUCUACUGAACAAGAACGCUGGCUCUUUUAGAGUUCCCAAAGUGGUCGGUAAAGCUGAUCGUGACAUUGACUCCAUGGUGGCAAAAGUGGUUCGAUCCAUUAGCUGACAGUGUGUUAGUUGGUGCUCCCGGUUGACCUCUAAGGAUCGCCAUCAAGUGUGUUAGUAGGUGCUCCAGGUUGACCUCUAAGAAGCGCCAUCAAGUGUUUUAGUAGGUGCUCCAGGUUGACCUCUAAGGAGCGCCAUCAAGUGUUUUAGUAGGUGCUCCAGGUUGACCUCUAAGGAUUGCCAUCAAGUGUGUUAGUAGAUGCUCCCGGUUGACCUCUAAGGAUCGCCAUCAAGUGUGUUAGUAGAUGCUCCCGGUUGACCUCUAAGGAUCGCCAUCAAAGGCUUUUAGAUACUCCCCGUGAUGGUCACCAUGACACGCUGCAGCAGGCCUUUUACUAAAGCGAUUUAAGAACUUGCGUGACGUGAUGAGCACUUGGACAAGGUCAUGAUACUCACUGUUGACCACCAGAUGAGAAGGCAUGUUAAGGACCAGGUUGCACUGGAUAACCCACUCGCAGGUUAGAUAUCGAGAUACACAGAAUUUGAGAGUGCUGGUUUUUUAUGAAAAUUUACAGGACUGAAAAACCCAAGUCAUCUAAGUCUCUGAUAAGUCCGUAUUCGAUUAGCAAUGUAAGGUUGAAAGUCACAGCCAGUCAGAUCGUGACCUUACUUUUUCUAGGAAAAAGAUCAUUAAUCCAAGUUUAAUGUAGUUGUCACAUCUCACAGUUGGAAUGGUAUAUGCAUUACAUCCCUCUACUGCAUGAAUAUUUUUAACCUAACACACGUGGGCCUUCCGCACACCAAACUUCAGAUUCAGAGAAAGAAAAGAAUCACAGGGACUACAUUUACGACCAUUUGUGCCUCUGUAUGCUGGUGUAAUUGUUCCUGAUCUUCAGCCUAAUAGAUUAGAAUGCUCAUCCUCACGGUUAAACUGUUCAUUACAUUUCUUGAAGAAGAGGGAACUUGACUGAAUAGCGAUGUGCAUUCUCAUCUGUUUUCAAUCUCAUUCUAAGAUGUAUGACAUCAUAUUUAGUCUUUCUUGAUACUAAAACUUCAAUAGAAACACCUCGUCCCGUCAUGGCCAGGUGGUUAGGGAGCUCGACUCGCAAUCUGCGGGUCACGGGUUCGAAUCUCCAUCCCACCAAACAAGCCCGCCCUUUCAGCCGUGGGGCGUUAUAAUGAGAC